Messenger RNA from Coffea eugenioides, 1387 nucleotides. Its product is annotated as DCN1-like protein 4. Gene Ontology annotation, biological process: protein neddylation; positive regulation of ubiquitin-protein transferase activity. The transcript has 10 exons. The coding region runs from base 187 to 882 and encodes 231 amino acids. The record is from RefSeq and is a predicted model, not a curated record. Gene Ontology annotation, molecular function: cullin family protein binding; ubiquitin-like protein binding; ubiquitin conjugating enzyme binding. NCBI's taxonomy places the organism in Eukaryota, Viridiplantae, Streptophyta, Magnoliopsida, Gentianales, Rubiaceae. Gene Ontology annotation, cellular component: ubiquitin ligase complex.
AAUUGCGGAUUACUAAUCCAGCUCAGGAGUCCUCUCUCUCCCUCUCUCUCGAGUCGGGGGAACAGCUUUUCGAGCGACGACUGCCUCAGCAUCGUUCGCUCGAAGGGUUAAAUUCCGCGUAAUCGCAAAUUCUCUCUCUCUUCUCGAUAGAGUUCUCGACGAGGAGGAGCAGAAGAGCAGAAGAGGAUGCCUCGCAAUUCAUCAAGAAAAGGUCCCUCCAAUUCUGCUACCUCCACCAAUUCUUCCUCGGCGGUCGAUCUCUUUCGCUCUGCAACAGGUAAAGCUGCCAGCAAGGAGCUGGAGCGAAUCGAUCAGCUCUUCUUUUCAUAUGCAAAUAAUUCAUCUGGAUUAAUUGACCCUGAAGGAAUUGAAUCUUUUUGUUCUGAUUUGGAGGUGGAUCAUACUGAUGUCCGGAUAUUAAUGCUGGCAUGGAAAAUGCAAGCUGAGAAACAAGGAUACUUUACCCUGGAUGAAUGGAGAAGAGGUCUCAGAGCAUUGCGAGCAGAUACAAUUGUUAAACUGAAAAAAGCACUUCCUGACCUUGAGAAAGAGGUUAGGAGACCGUCAACAUUUGAGGAUUUCUACACAUAUGCGUUCCGAUAUUGUCUAACAGAGGAAAAACAAAAGAGCAUUGAUAUUGAGAGUAUAUUUGUUCUACUGGAUCUUGUUUUGGGAUCCCGAUUUGGACCACAAGUUGACUAUUUGGUUCAGUAUCUUAAGACACAGACUGAUUACAAGGUUAUAAACAUGGAUCAGUGGAAGGGGUUUUAUCGUUUUUGCACUGAGAUAAGCUUCCCAGACCUUAGUAACUAUGACCCGGACUCUGCUUGGCCCUGGAUCUUGGAUAAUUUUGUUGACUGGAUGAGAGCGAAGCAGGGUUAAGAUGGGGAUGCUCAGCGGUCUCAAAUGUGACAAGAGGCGUCAUUGCACAAUCUAUUGGCUAUGUGACUUUCACGUGUGUGCGGGACCAGAUAUGUUGAUCCUCAAGCACGAGUUUAGCGCAGGGGCUGUUAAGAGUCUUGUCACAAUAUUAUGCUUAGCAUUGUUAUGAGAUGAAUUCAGAUCUUUUUGGGAGAAUGCAUUACCAUUAUAUGACAGAAUUGAUAUGCUUGCAGGAUUCAAGCAAGACUAUACACAUCAAGUUGGCUGCCUUCUGCACCAUCUUCUGUUUAGAAGCUUUUGCUUUUAUUUUUACUGAUUGAUGUUCUUUCUUUCCUUUUUUUUUAUUGGGUGUAGGGAACAGAUAAAAAAUGAAAGGUGCCUUAUUCUUGCAGAACUGAAUCUCUUGCUAGAACAGCUUCGCAUCUAGUUGCUUCUGUGUUAUAUGGAAAACUUGUUACUACUAUAUAAAAGUUUCAAUAUAGUCGUCUGCUUGUAUUUUGCGCUC